CACGCUCUCUCCAACCUGUUCUUUUGUUCGCCUAAAUCCAUCUGCAAAGUCCACCGCUGAACCUUUACGUACCACGCUUUGCGCUCUGCCCACGCUCGACAAUUCGGAUAGAGUCUUCAAAAUGCCUCUCUUUGUUCUUUCGCCGGCCUCGUUAGCCCAUUCUGCCCUCUUCGCGGGCUACUACUCCUACCUCACGGCCAAUGUCAUGAGCCUCCGUGUUAAGACUGGCAUCUUCCUUGGGCAGGGUGACGCUGACUCUAUCCGCCAGAAGGGUCGCACCGAUACACCGAGCCCGCGGGAGGUGGAAAAGCUCAAGCGGGCCGUCCGUGCCCAAGGCAACUUCGCCGAGGGCACGCCCUUCGCUUUUUUCCUGCUCUUCCUUGCCGAGCUGAACGGUGCUCCGACAAGUCUAGUUCACGGCGGCUACCUCACACUGUUCACUGCCCGCAUUCUGCAUGGAUUCUUCGGCAUUCAAGAUGAGAGCACCGCAGCAUUGGGAAGGCCCAUCGGCACGAUCGUCACUCUUUUGGUCACAUCUGGCGCUGGUCUUUACAAUCUGAACCUGGGAUGGGAGCCUCUCAAGUCGUUUCUGGGCUUCAAGUGAAGGUCAAGUUUAGUAGGAUACGGAUAUAUGUAGUUUGCCUGCACGCAACGUAGAUGUUGUCAAAUGCU
Molecule: messenger RNA, 672 nt
Organism: Tilletiaria anomala UBC 951
Lineage: Eukaryota; Fungi; Basidiomycota; Exobasidiomycetes; Georgefischeriales; Tilletiariaceae
Exons: 3
Coding region: 122-604 (160 amino acids)
Cellular component (GO): membrane
Source: RefSeq, a predicted model, not a curated record